Messenger RNA from Podospora bellae-mahoneyi, 4336 nucleotides. RefSeq lists its product as uncharacterized. The record is from RefSeq and is a predicted model, not a curated record. Gene Ontology annotation, cellular component: cytoplasm; cytosol. Gene Ontology annotation, molecular function: ubiquitin protein ligase binding; protein-macromolecule adaptor activity. Lineage: Eukaryota; Fungi; Ascomycota; Sordariomycetes; Sordariales; Podosporaceae. The transcript has 5 exons. Bases 842 to 4012 code for a protein of 1056 amino acids. Gene Ontology annotation, biological process: ubiquitin-dependent endocytosis.
CCCAAUAUCUGUGAGAGCAGUGGGGGUGUCCUGAGAUGGACGAGAUCAUCCUCCUGAUUGGUCCGCCGGGCCUGUCCCGGUCUGGGCCCGAGUCUCAGCGAACCAGGAGCAGGGGUGCCACCGUCACCGUCGAAAAUACAUCAUAGUUUUCGACUGGUCAUCAUGGGCCCAGCACAACUGGGCUGCUCCCCUCCAUCCUGUUCAAGUUUGGACAGCACAUGGCUUUUUGAUGCAAUCCAAUUCUAUUCUUGUCUUUUUCUACUAGUGUGCUACAACGUGCAAUACCCAACUUUAAUUCCUGCCUACCACCCAGCCACCCUACCACCCUGCCUCCCUGCCUCCCUACCUACCUUACACUUCCCGUCUACCUACCUACUUCCAGGAAGUCCCAUCACAGCAUUCCACGAGGACCCCGCGCAGUGACGGAUCCGUCCAACAUCGACCCGCUCAUGCUUUGAACCCUUCCAUCGCCUCGUCCCACCGCUUGCGAAUCACCACGCUACUCUAUCGCCCCGUCCACCGUCCCCGUUGGCGUGCACGCGAACCCUAACACAUACCCCUUCCCUUCCCUCGGCCGCCACUCCACGCCGCCCUCGAGAAAAGGACCUCAUUGCUGUGCAAACACGCGCAGUUCUCCCAGACGAGGGGACAACUCUUUGCCGUUGUCAACCUCUUAAGAGCAGCCCCAAGACAUCCAGGCCGCCCUCCCUCCCUUUGAUUUCCAGCUGAUCGGCUGUCUUAUUGUCUUGCCUGCGGUGGUACCAGAACCCGUGUCCCAAUUUGCGCCGAGCACAAAGCCAGAGACACCAAAGUCCACGCAGAUGAUAACAACGGGGCUGCUAUGAUUCAGGUGCAGCAUCCUCUGUCCGCCUACAGCGUAGCCCCGACCCCGGGGCUCCUGGACGGAGCUGGGGACAUCUCUAUGCCCCUGAUGGUCGGAUGCUGUACCGAACACGAUCGAUUGCGUCCCGAGCCCUACUUCUCGUCCGCACACGGAUCCAUCUACUACACACCGAGACACCCACUUGAGCGCAGGCGCCGCACCGAGAGUGCUAGCUUCCCGACGCCGCUGAUACAGCCUCGUCAGCGUCGACCUCACUCGAUUCACAUCAUCUCGUACCCUCCUGGUUUUAUCCCCCCGGAUUUGCGGCCGCCAAAGUCGAGUCAGACGUCCACAAGGAAGACCACCAGGAAAUUGAGCCGAGAGCAGAAGAAGGCUCAGAAGGAGGGCGAGAAGGAACGGAGGAGGCUGGAAAAGGAGCGGUCAGAAAAGAAAGAGAAGCGGCGGUCUCUUCGAUCACUGCCCCCUGGUGCUGAAAAGGUCGGGAAGGUGUUGAACAGAAUAAAGGCAGUCUUCUCCCAUCCGCCGAACUCUACGCCCACAGUUACAGCAACCCCUACGUGGAGGGCCCAGUCCCGCCCGUCGAGCUUUAUAAGCUUCGCCCGGCGACUUUCCCGAUUCGAAGGAUCCUACGUCGAAGACACCGUGAUCGAUAUUCCAGUAUCUACAGGCCGACUAGGUGGGGAGGAGAUAACGGUCGAGGAACCCAUCAUGGCUACCGCCACUGCCCCGAAUCCCCCCGGAGGGAACGCAUUUCAAGCAUCCAACAGGACCAGCAUGGUGUCGAUACGAUCCGCCAAGAGCAUGAUGAGCCCAUCGGUGUCCGAAAUUCAGAAGCCUGUAGCAUCAGGGAGCGGGCUGACCUGCUCGAUAUUAUUAGCAGAGCCGAAUGUCUUUCUCACAGGAUUCGAACAUGACAGUCACUCCAGGCGCCAAGGACAGCAGCAAUCAAGCGCACUGCUUCGUGGAAAGCUGCAGUUGAACGUGUCCAAGAAUGUCAAGAUCAAGUCGGUCACGCUGAAGCUGGUGGGCAAGGCCAGAACGGAGUGGCCCGAGGGAAUUCCGCCGUCCAAAACGGACCUGUUCGAAGAGCAGACGCUCCGCACCCAGUCCCUUGUAUUUUUCCAUGCCAUGCAUGAAGGCAUGUGGGAGACGGAGUAUGGAAGCCAGUGCACAUUUGUGCCAAAAACCAGCUCUACACAUCACAAUCUCAUGUCCUCGCUCUACAACAACUCCAAUUCGUCACUUCAUAUUCUCGGAAAGUCUAGAAACUCUUCUACGCUGACAGCCAAGGAAAGGAAACGCCUUUCCCUUCAGUCUGUGCAGUCCCGAAGUUUUGGAAAGGGAGAGUCGCCAUUUGCGAAUCCGGUCCAAGCAAAGGGGUUCAAGAUUUUUGGCCCCGGCACAUACGAGUACGCCUUUGAGUUGCCCAUCGAUCACAACCAACUCGAGACGACAAAGCUCCAAUACGGCUCGGUCCGGUGGGAGCUGGAAACCAUGGUGGAGCGUGCUGGAGCGUUCAAGCCGAACCUGCAUGGUUCCAAAGAGGUGUCGAUUGUCCGUCUCCCCGACCAGAUGUCUCUCGAGAUGACGGAGCCAAUAUCCAUCAGCCGCCACUGGGAAGAUCAGCUGCAUUACGACAUCAUGAUCUCGGGGAAGAGCUUUCCCAUCGGCGCCAAAAUCCCCAUUGCAUUCAAGCUCACGCCCUUGGCAAAAGUUCAGGUCCACAAACUUAAAGUGUUCGUGACAGAAAGCAUCGAGUACUGGACCAACGACCGCCAUGUCACGCGCAAAGACUCCGGGAGGAAGAUAUUAUUGCUGGAGAAGGUGGCCGGCAAACCCCUGGACAAGCAAUACGAGGCCAGCGACAUCCGUGUUUUGAGCGGUGGCGAGCUGGAUGCUGAACAACGGGACGAGGCGCGAAUGCUGGCUAUCCGAAGACGGCUACAAGAAGCUGCCAGGGCUGGCGGUCCUCCUCGGCCACUCCCUGAUCCGAGCAACAAUUUGUUGGGUGAACUAGACCUUGGUCUGGAGAGCCUCUGGGGAAGCACCGAGAUCGAGAUGAACGUGCAGCUACCAACAUGCGACAUGAUGGCGCGCGACAAAACGCUUCGCUUGCAUCCCGAUUGCAGCUGGAAGAAUGUUAAUAUCGUCAUGCGCAUCUCUCGCUUGGACCCGGAUGAUCCCGCAGGAAAGCGUCGGCGGCAUUUCGAGAUCAGCAUUGAUAGCCCCUUUACUGUCUUGAACUGCCGUGCAACCCAAGCCAACACGUCUCUCCCGCAGUACAGCGGGCGAGACGGCCCUGCCGAGCAACGACAGCAGAUGUCGUGCGGUUGUUCGGACGCGCAUCCUUUGGAUCCCAACUCAUCCAACGCGGCCACGCCGCUCGCCAUGAUCGAAGAGGAUGCCCCGAGCCUGAACAACAGCCGACUGCGGAUUGACUCCAACAUCAACACCAGCGCCGGCGGUCUGCCCAGCAUGCCCCAGGCUGCCCACCUACAGUCCGCCGCUCGAACUGGCGGAUCUGUGCACAGGGCCAGCAGUUCGCUGAGCCGUGCUCGGGGUCUUCCAAGUCCGCUGGACCGUGAGCCACGGCCCAUUCACCUGCUGAGACACCCCUCAUACAAUCCACCUCCCUUCAACGCAGACGAUCCGCCGCCACCGCUGCCGGCGGAGCUCAUGACGCCACCUCCCAACUACGACAUUAUCGUGGGAACUCCGAGCGUGGACGGCAUGGCCGACUACUUUGCACGUCUGGCUGCGUACGACCUGGAACAAGAGGGCUCAAGACGGAACAGCGAUGAUACGAUCGGACCCAUCGAUGUCGACCCCUUUUCGGGCGCGCGGCUGACACCUAGGCCGCCGCAUGAAGCCGGUGAUGACGACUCUUCUGACAGCAACGACGAUGAGGUCGCCCGGGCCCACCGCCGCGGACGGGUCAAUGUGGCCAAUCCGAGAACACCGGGCGGUCGUUUGGUUCCAAGUCGGAGUCUGGAAAUCGAGCGUCCCACCGUGAGGCUCGACAUGACGGGGGUGGUGAGGCGGGGGCACUACCUACCCUCCACACAAACCCCGCACGACACAUGUAUAUGCAACACACAUUCACACACCAUCUUUAUGUUUUCAUGGCAUGGCACAAACAAAAUACCCCCUUUUUUUGUUAUUCUUUGACUGCAUUCAUCAUCCUGCAUGCAUUGACAAGGGAGAUGGAUAGAAUGAUGACUUUCAUGAACGGCAACACGGCACGGCACUGAAAGGGAAAGAAGACAUCAUGGAAAAGAGAGGGAGAACGUGAGAAAGAGAGAAAUAGGUCGAAUCAAAAAUAGGCAUCGAGGUGGUAGUCUUAGGGUAAUAUAAUUCGAGGCUUUGUGUCGCAAGUUGUUGCACAUGGUAGUAACUAAUUGUGUCAAGUGAAUUCAACUCCUCUUCAGUGAAAUGACCACCCUCGUCGUGCCCCAUCCAAAUCACAUCAUUUUACUCAGUUGGAGAAAUCGC